GACCUGUCCCAAGAUGGCGGCUGGCAGUAGCGACGAGGAGGACGAGGACCUGGUGACCGUCGGGACCCCGCUGGAGCUGCUGGAAGAAGGUGAGCGCAUUAAGAAGCCAGUUCCUCUCCAAGACCAGACGGUCAAAGAUGAGAAGGGGCGGUAUAAACGAUUUCAUGGUGCGUUCAGUGGUGGUUUCUCAGCUGGCUAUUUUAACACUGUCGGAUCCAAAGAAGGAUGGGCACCAUCAGCCUUUGUGUCAUCUCGCCAAAACAGAGCAGAAACGAAAGUUCUCGAGCCAGAAGAUUUUAUGGAUGAAGAAGAUCUUGGUGAACAUGGCAUUGCACCAAAGGAAAUUACAAUCACGGAUGCAUUUGCUUCCCAAAGCAAAGACAAAAUCCAGGAGAAAGCCAGACAGCUAGCAGGAAUAGUUGCACCUAUCCCUGGAGCUACAGUAUUGGAUGAAUUCAUCACACCUGCAAAAAUAACAAUUGGGAUUGACUUGUUGCGAAAAAUGGGCUGGAAAGAAGGACAAGGUGUUGGGCCCCGAGUAAAGAGGAAGCCACGGAAGCAAAAACCUGAGCCUGGAGUAAAAAUAUAUGGCUGCGCUUUGCCUCCGGGAUCUGAAGAUUCAGAGGAAGAAGAGGAUGAAUACCAGCCGGAAAAUGUGACCUUUGCCCCCAAAGAUGUGAUGCCGGUAGAUCUGACUCCGAAAGAAAACCUCCAUGGCCUGGGUUACAAAGGGCUGGAUCCCAACAAAGCUUUAUUUGGCACUUCAGAAGAACCUUUCAAUCUUUUCAGCCUCGGCCCUGGAAAUUUGAGUCAUCUUGGGGAUGUACGGCAUGGUAAAGGACGGAAACUGGGCAUUUCAGGACAGGCCUUUGGGGUUGGUGCUUUGGAAGAGGAAGAUGAAGAUAUUUAUACAGUCGAAUCCCUUUCCAAGUAUGACAGCGUUUUGAAAGACGAAGAGCCAGGAGACGGGUUAUAUGGUUGGACAGCCCCCCAUCCUUAUAAAAGCAAACCAGGAAGAGAGAAAGAAAAGAAGUACCUCGGGAAAAUUUUGGAUGGCUUCUACUUGGCUUCUAAAUCGAUAACUCCUGCCAAGACUUACCCUCCACCAGACCUGCCCAGAGACUACAGACCAAUCCAUUACUUCCGACCUGUGAUAAAAGCUACCGCUGAAAACUCCCACUUACUACAAGCCUUGGCAGAAUCCACAGGGAAGCUUCUGAGCGACACAGCAAUCCAGAGCAGACACCAGAAAACCGCUUCCGAGAGAAGGGAAGUGCUGGGCGAAACCGCUCUGAAAGGCCCAACCGCUUCUGUUUUAGAAUAUUUGUCAGAUAAAGACAAAGAAAGGAUCCAAGAAGUGAAACAGGCAAUACAACCACAACGGAAAGCUGACACCGUGCCACAACAGUCUCCCUAUAACAAACCCCACGCUCCUCCUGCCUCUGAUGUGCCACGUAAGUGGCAAUUGAUGCUGGGGUCGCAGUUAUCUACAACUGGCUCAACCGACUUCAAACCGUUUGCCAGCAACCCAGAAAAGCAAAAGAGAUAUGAACAUUACUUAGAAAAUCUUGCAUGUGGGAAGAAAGAUGUGCCAGAAAGCUGUCUAGAUGCCAGUAUGACAGAGUGGGAGCGCGGUAGAGAACGGGAAGAAUUCUCUCGUGCUGCUGCAUUCUACAAAACCUCCAGCUCGAUUUUGUCUUCAAGGUUUACUACUGCAAAGUUGGAGGACGAUACUGAUAAAGUAGAUGUUCCUCGCGAUGAAGAGACUAACGUUGACGACAAAGCAGCCGCUGCUAAGAUGAAGAUGUUUGGAAAGCUGACAAGGGAAAAAUUUGAGUGGCACCCAGAUAAGCUUUUGUGCAAAAGGUUUAAUAUUCCUGAUCCCUAUGCAGAGUCAUGUAUUGUUGGAUUGCCGACAGUGAAACGUGAUAAGUAUUCUGUGUUCAACUUCUUGACCGUUGCUUCAGAGUCCGCGUCAGGGAUACGAAAUCAACCAACGAAAACAGGAGUGCAACAAGAUAAUGUUCCUAACAAGCCAAAGAAGUCUUCCAGAUGGGAUGUGCCUGACAAAGAGAAGAAGAAGGAUACCAUCAGUGAAUUUAUAAGUUUGGCUCGAUCAAAAAUUGAUGUUCCGGAGCAACUCCCCAAAGCAAUUGAAGAGAAGGCCAAACACGGGACUAGUGACCUUGUUCCCACUCAGCCAUCAGGCCUACCCAGUGGCCCAAGUGAAGCUGCCGUGGAAGAAGAAAGCCGGCCAUCCAUGGAUUUAUUUAAAGCCAUCUUUGCCAGUUCCUCGGACGAUACGUCCUCUUCUGAAGAAGAGAGUGAGGGAGAGGAGCCAGCUGCGACAGCCCUGGAAGGAGAGUCCAAAAACCCAAAGCCUUGCGACUCACCUGGGGUUCCAUUACCUGUUGCUCAAGAAACUGAAGUUACACCUGAGAUUUUUGAUACUAUAACUCCAACCUCAAAGGAAGUAGUUGAUCAAGGAGAAUUUGGACCAAGAUUGCCUCCUGUUGCUUAUUCUGGCACAGCUGAAGUGGUUGCAGAACAGAAGCCCCAAAAGAUCAAAGAAAAACACAAGAGAAAAGAACACAAACACAAAAAGGAAAAGGUAAAGAAAAAGAAACACAAGAAAUCCAAACACAAGGGCAAGCACAAGAACAAGAAAUCCGAGAAGAACAGCAGCUCAGACACAGCUGAGAGCAGAGACAGCAGCAGCGAGGAAGGAAAGACGAAUAUAUCACCCCAGGAACUUUUAAGAAGGAUGAAGAAUUUUCCACUUGUAAAGUGGUAGCUUGGGUUGCAUUUCUGGACUCAAAACAGAUCUCCUCUAUGAUGGCAGAUCAUCUAUAUAAAGCAUUGUUAAUGUCCUGUAAAUACAGCAUUUGUCUUGGAUUUGUUUAUUUCUUUUAAUUUUGAAGUUUAAAAAGAAAAAACCAAAAUUCUGCACAGUGCAAAAGAUUCUAUUCCGCGAGAGACAAUGAAAAUGCUGCAUUUUAAUGAUAAAAAGCACGAGAAAAUUUUAAAUAAACUGCGUUUACUGAUCUUCCACGCAA
Molecule: messenger RNA, 3056 nt
Organism: Notechis scutatus (mainland tiger snake)
Lineage: Eukaryota; Metazoa; Chordata; Lepidosauria; Squamata; Elapidae
Source: RefSeq, a predicted model, not a curated record